This is a messenger RNA of Bombyx mandarina (wild silkworm), 522 nucleotides long. RefSeq lists its product as uncharacterized. The record is from RefSeq and is a predicted model, not a curated record. Lineage: Eukaryota; Metazoa; Arthropoda; Insecta; Lepidoptera; Bombycidae.
AUGAACAGAGUUUUCGGUUUAGUUUUACUGUGUUACGUCAGUGCGAUAGUGUUCUUCUUGAUUACUUCCGGAGAGGCCAACAAUACCCACAACAGAUUUCGAAGAUAUCUGAGCUUCAGGAAUAUAUCCCAUUUCUUUCUCCGUGUGAAUUUCAAAGCUAAUAUGGUGCCGUGGAAUCAGCUUUUUGCCCAAGCAGUCGGUUUCCGUGUGAAUUGGGAUGAGCCACCAGACUCCUUUCAUCCUUAUCAUAGACUUUACAGACGAGACCUUUAUCGUCAUAUGGAAACAGUCUUGGACAGGAACGGCCUUAAUGGCUUCCAUUGCGUGAGACGAGCUAUUUGCGAAAUGGAAAUGAUCUCGCAGCCCACCGAAAUAUAUCACAGGAUUUUAAAAAUGGUUUUUAGGCGUCAAUCAUCGUCUACAGACAAAUGGCACAAUAAAACGGAAACAGAAUGUCAAAACUCCAUAAAUUCGUGCCCCUUCUCAGUAUUAGAAGUGUCGCAGUUCACUGAUGUUGCAUAA